AUGGACGGCGAAGAGCCAACGCAGGCGACGCAAAACGUCCUCGACCCGCGCAGGGUGGGCAAGCAGAACUCGGGCUUCUCCGACGAAGACAUCUCGGACAUUGUCUGCGUGCUGUACCCGCACUCGGAGUGCGCCCGCAACGAGGUCCAGCAGCUGGCCAGGAUCGGGUCGCCCUUCAUCAUCGGCAAGGACGAGGCCGACGGCGUUGAGCCCGACUACGAACUCGAGGACCACCCGAGCCGCUUCGAGUCCGACCCGACGAACCAUGGCAACUACGCCAUCCUGCUGCGGCUGUCGAGCCAGGCCAAGAACCCUGCGAACGGCUUCGUCUUUGGGAGGAACAAUGCUAGGUGCGACGUCGUCUUCGUCAAUGACCCGCUGCGCAGGAUCAGCAACAUCCAUUUCCGCAUAUACGUCAACGAGUACGGCAUCGUCAUGAUCGAGGACAAGUCCACCAAUGGCACCUUUGUCGACGACAACCUCCUCACUUCUCGCCCCAAGGAGCUGGGCAAGCCGCCCAUUACGAGGUGGACGUUGAGCUCGGGGUCCAUCAUCUGCAUCUACCUACAUAAUCACAUGAACGACCUUUCCUUUCGAGUCCGAAUCCCGCGCCGCGACGGCGAAUACGAGAGGGCAUACGCACGACAGGUGGAGGAGUACUUUGCUCGCCACGCUUUGCAGGUAGAGACCAUCACCACGGGGCCCGGAGGUCAUGUUGAUUUGUUCAAGACAGCUCAGCAGCAGCAGCAGCAGCAGCAGGCCACGCCGCGGCGCCUGGAGCGCCAGCCGUCUGAUCAGCGUUCUCCUUCAAAGCCCAAAGAUACCCGAGCUGUGCGACGAGAGUGGACUGGAUCCGGCAAAUACAACAGGAUAGGCAUGAUUGGCAAGGGAGCCUUUGCGGUCGUUUACAAAGUCACAUCAAAGUAUGACGGAAAGCCGUACGCUGCCAAGGAGCUCGAGAAACGCCGCUUCAUUAAGAAUGGAGUGCUGGACCAAAAGGUGGAGAAUGAGAUGAAGAUUAUGCGCAAGGUGCAUCAUCCCAACAUUGUGCGAUAUAUGGAAAACUUUGACUGGGACGAUCGACUACUCAUCAUCAUUAUGGAGUUUGUGCCUGGAGGGGAUCUUGGAAAACACAUCGUAGAUUAUGGCCCCUUUAAUGAAGAAGACUCAAAGACAAUGGCCCAGCAACUGCUGAGUGCCCUCGCCUACUUACAUCGCAAUAACAUCACCCAUAGAGACGUCAAGCCAGACAACAUAUUGAUCAAUACGCUUCAGCCUCUGGACGUCAAGCUCACCGAUUUUGGCCUUUCAAAAAUGGUGGACACUGAGCAGACAUUCCUCAGGACCUUUUGUGGCACACUGCUUUACUGUGCGCCAGAGGUAUAUACCGAGUAUGUCGAGUACGAUGACAAUGGUAUAAGGAGCAGAGGGAAAAAGGCUCGCCGUGUACCGGGCCAAAGGUACAAUCAUGCCGUGGAUAUCUGGUCUCUAGGUGGCGUCCUCUUUUAUUCGAUGACGGGGCAACCUCCAUAUCCAGUCAAAAGCGGCAUCAGCUAUUCCGAACUGCUGCAUAAAAUCAUGACGGAGAUGCUGGACAUCCGACCGUUGGAUCAAUAUUCCAUUUCCUCAAGCGGUAUCGAUUUUCUCUGCCGCAUGCUUCAGAGAAGGCCGGAGAACCGUGCGACAGUAGAGGAGCUUGAUGACCAUCCAUGGCUGGCCGGCACAACUAUUGAAGCCUCGCAGUCGUUUGAUGAAAUUACCGACGACGAAGACUACUUAGAUCCACUACUCCAGUACGAGGCACACGAACAUGCGGAUGAAGAUGACCGAGUGAGCGAUUCCAUGGGAGAAGAGGAGGAAGAGGGGGGGAGUGAAAAGGGGAAAGGAAAGGAGAACGGAAACUAUACCUUUGGCCGAGGUACGCAACCUCGCCUCUUUGGAGAAGUUGGCGCUUCCGCCUUUGUCAACUCUGGAGCUGUACCGGAGCAGCAUCUCAACCUCCCCGUCACAAACAGGAACGGAGUGAGCGGCAGCAGUGGUGGCAGCAGCAGCAACUUCGAAAGCCAAGUAGACGAAGCUUACGAUUCUGGGGAUUCCGCCGCAACUCUCGUUAAGCACCGUCGUAUCUUCCGACAAGACACAAGCGUGUCCAUUGCCCCCCAUCAGUCUGCUGACCAGUUACAAAGCCUGGUGGAAGACGUCGCCUCACAAAACCUGAAUGGCACCGGAUCGGUGAUAAGGCACGUGGAAUCAUCGUCACUCUACUUGACUGCAGCAUCAAUGGACUUCAACACGAGCAAGCGCAAGCCCCCGUCGGUUGAAGCCAGCGACGAGUUUGAUAGCACGCCUACCGGGAAGCCAACCAUCAAGAGGCUAAAGUCCGAGGUGUACACCAAUGACCUUUCCGAGGAAGCCGUCGAGGAGUGCAAGCUGCUGGCCCGCAUGCCGCCGAUUCAGAGAUCGGGAUCGGGCCGUCAGAUUGACGGGCCGGUGAGCAAGCAGCUGUUUUGGGAGCAAGACCGCAAGACGUGGCACCUCAACUAUCCCGAGAUGACGCAGCUCCAGUACCAGGCGUUUGUCCAGGCUGCGCGCGACAGGGGCGAACAGUUUAGCCCGGGCAAGACGCCUCUGUGGAACUUGGCGAUGAAGUACUUUCCGCCUGUUGGCCCGGCAGAGAAGCAGAAUGGCCAAAUCAACUCGCCGAUUGUGGGCCAGUCUCCUGACGAGGACGUCGCCAUGGAUUUCCCCCCAACCGCCGUACAGCCUGAUGAGGAUGCUGAGCCUUUCAUCCCGGAUUCACAGAAUCUCGUGGUUCCUGUGCAGAAAGAAACACAGGCCAGGGCCAUUGGCCUGAUAGAACCUGAUAAGAGCUCCUGCAUUCAGGGGAUCUCAUGUCCCAUGACAGAUUCACUAGUAUCAUUUGGCCGUGGCCUGGAGAACACCAUCGUCUACGAGGAAAGGACCGACACAAGAGUGCCAAAGUGGGCCUUCAAGAUUCUCCUAUGGAAAGAGGGCUACGAUCCCGCCAAGGACACGACCAAGACGCCUCCUCCCUGGGCCAAGGACUCUACACCAGACAAGGACUCCUACUUCUGCUGGAUCUCAUCCAAAGCCACCAAUGGAAUCCAUAUAAAUGGACAUGCCCUCCCAUCGGCCGAUGUAAAGAGCCCUGCAUCAGCCUCAGUGCACUGGGCCAAGCUCUACGCCGGAGACACCCUCCUCGUAUGGGGCACACCCUCCGUUCAACUUCAGACCAAGUUUGUCUUCCGCUGCUUCUGGGGCGGCUCGGCUUGCCCGCGCCCGGCGAACCAGCAGAAUCUCGAGUUUGCGGACGCUUCCCUGGCCGAGAAGCUCGACGCCGCCUGCCUGCGCACGGAGAAGCGCAUUCGUGAUGUUAGCGACAAGCUCGCCGAGAAGCGCAGCAGGAUCAACGACGCAAAGGCCGAGGACCGGGAGCGCGUCCGGCGGCUCGACUUUGAGCGCGAGAGGAGCCACGCCUUUGAGCAGAACCGGCUCGAGGCCAUUGAGCUGCUGGCCUCGAGGCAGGGUAGCUCGUCGAGAAAGGGCUCGCCUGGCAGCGUGGUGACGCCGACGACUAUGUAUCAUUCGAAUAGGCUGCAGUCGACUAUGAUUCGGCUGAGUCCGGAGAAGGAUACGCUGCGGUCGCUUCGAUGA
Messenger RNA from Trichoderma harzianum CBS 226.95, 3675 nucleotides. RefSeq lists its product as hypothetical. Gene Ontology annotation, biological process: peptidyl-serine phosphorylation; autophagy. The record is from RefSeq and is a predicted model, not a curated record. Gene Ontology annotation, cellular component: cytoplasm. Gene Ontology annotation, molecular function: ATP binding; protein serine/threonine kinase activity; protein binding. The coding region runs from base 1 to 3675 and encodes 1224 amino acids. The transcript has 3 exons. Lineage: Eukaryota; Fungi; Ascomycota; Sordariomycetes; Hypocreales; Hypocreaceae.